AUUUUCGUAAUUAUUAGGCACAGAUUGGGAUCCCUGUCAUUGUGCAAUACUUCAGGGGAAGUAAAUUCCUUUGAUCAUAUAACAUGUCGCUCACGAAGAGCGCAGGUCCUCUAAGUUAAGGUUAGGGUUAUUUUCGUAAUUAUUAGGCACAGAUUGGGAUCCCUGUCAUUGUGCAAUACUUCAGGGGAAGUAAAUUCCUUUGAUCAUAUAACAUGUCGCUCACGAAGAGCGCUUGGAGCUGUUUCGUUAACAGGAAUCAUCCGGCAGCGUUUGUUCUUGGCAUCGAGAUCGUCUGACGUCUCUUAUCUGAGAGUUUUCAGCUGAAAAUAGGAGUUUGUAGGUCAAGCUCACAUUAAAAUCGGUCACAAUCAGUGGUUGCAAAAGCGAAUCGGAAUGGUUAACCAGACAUGGGCUUGGAAGCAGUUUAACCGGCUGGCCGAUUCAAUCGUUCUAAUCGGGUUGGAGAAGGUCAUUGUUGCUAUACUUCAGAGCUAAUCGGUAGAGGGAGUGAGAUAGAUACAGGAAGUAUCAGAGAAGAAGAGAUGAGCGGGAGAUGGGGAAAGAGGGUUAUACACUUUGCAAACCUUCCCAUCAAACUUUUGAUGCCUUCCUCUCUUCAAAACAUCAAAGAGAUUGGCAUCAAAACCAUCCCUUCUGCUUCAAAGAUUGAGAUUAAGAGGGUUUUGGAAGGACUAUAUGGCUUUGAAGUUUCCAAGGUUACAACCAUUAACAUGGAAGGCAAGAAAAGGCAAAGGGGUGGAGUAGUGUAUGCUAAGCCUGAUUACAAGAAGGCCUAUGUGACCCUCAAGAACCCUUUAUCAUUGAGUUCGGAUCUUUAUCCCAUUCGUCUUCUUGAAGAUGAUAAGAAAAGCACCGCUAAGCAACCGAAAUCUGCCAUUGUUAGUGAGCAGGAGCAAAAAACACAUUGGCUUGACAACAAUUCUGAGAUAGUGCUUGAACCUAAGAAGCAAAAUGAUUGGAAAGAAGUUCGUGACAACGAAAAGAGUAAAUUUCCAUGGAGUGGCAUGCGCAAUUGGAAGUAGAUUUGAUACAUUUUUUCUCUUAUUUUGGAUGCAUAAGUCAAUUGGACUUAAAAUGUCUCCUUCAAGAGGAACUUCUUGUCUCCAAAUUCAAGUAUGCAAACUAACUGAUGUUGUACUCUUGAUAUCUGUUUUGUUACUGAAAUUUGGGAAAGGUAGGAAGGAUUAGCUAUGGAAAAAUUUUAAGUGGUUGUUUUUAAUAUAGUUGAGAUGGUUUUUGUCUUGUG
This is a messenger RNA of Amborella trichopoda, 1267 nucleotides long. Its product is annotated as Ribosomal protein L23/L15e family protein. The record is from RefSeq and is a predicted model, not a curated record. Gene Ontology annotation, cellular component: mitochondrial large ribosomal subunit; ribosome. Gene Ontology annotation, biological process: mitochondrial translation. Lineage: Eukaryota; Viridiplantae; Streptophyta; Magnoliopsida; Amborellales; Amborellaceae. Gene Ontology annotation, molecular function: structural constituent of ribosome.